UUUUUUCAUAAGAUAUUUCAAGACAAUUGUAAAUAAGUAUCUUCAGUAUGUAAGAUAGUCAUCAGAAAACGAAUCUUUAAAUUUUUCUAUUCAGUCUAGUAUAUAUUUAUUUGUUUAUUUUUAAAAAAUAAUUAUUAACUGAUAUAACAACAAUUAAAGUGAUGGUUACAAAUAAAAUAAUUAUAUAGUUUUCCUUUCCAAGUUAAAGACCUUAGAAACCCUGCACGCGCAUAGGAAAAAAAAACCCUAAAUAAAUAAAUACACCAGUUCAUCGUUAUUUUAUUAGAAGAACAACCAAAAAUCGUUUCUCUCGAAGGUGACUAUGGUGGCGACGAACGUGAAGGCGGAAACCAUGUCUCUCAUGGACAAGCGUAGCGCGCUGGAGGCGGAGAUGAACGCCGUCAUCGCUCGCCUCUCCCAGCCCGGAGCUCCUGGUGUGUCUGGUGGUCUCGUCGAUUCUGAGGGUUUUCCUCGUUCCGAUAUCGACAUCCCCGUUGUUCGAGCCGAACGACGUCGCCUUGCAGAGUUGCGCAAUGACCACAAGGAGAUAACUGAGAAAAUAAACAAAAAUAUUCAAAUUCUGCAUUCUGCAAGACUUGAAAGUAGGUCAUCGGUCUACAAGAAUCCAGGUACUGUUGAUGGUUCGGAUAGUCAGACCUCAUCAACUACAGACGCUGUUUCAUUGAUGACAUCACAAAAUGUCCUUAUGAGACAUUCCCCCAAUUCAAUGGAUGUGGAUGUGUUGAUUAGUAGACCCUUUGCAAUGGUAGACGAGAUAGCAGAUUCGUCUCCAGCAGUGGAGGAUGGUUUACAACUUGGAGAUCAAAUUCUUAAAUUUGGUGAUGUGGAAGCAGGUGAUAAUUUGCUCCAAAGGCUUUCUUCGGAGGCUCAGUCAAAUAUGGGUCGUGCAGUACCAGUUGUUAUUGUGAGGCAAGGCAUAGUGAUAAACUUAACUGUUACACCUAGAUCUUGGCAAGGCAGAGGACUACUGGGAUGUCAUUUUCGGAUCUUGUAGGUGUCAUACUUAUUCUUCUUAUGAUGGUGGUGACGGUUGUUUCUUUUCCCAUAUGGAUUUCUUUCCCUUAUCAUAUUUGUCUUGGCAAGACUAUCUAGUGUACAAUUAGUUAUGGUGCAUUUCUCUUACUCAAUACCUAGUUACACUUUUUUUUAUCAUCUUUCUUUUGGAUCCAAAUUAAUUUUAGAUCACCAUCAUACGCUUUUGCAACUGUCUCCUGACAGAAAA
Messenger RNA from Vigna angularis (adzuki bean), 1243 nucleotides. RefSeq lists its product as uncharacterized. The coding region runs from base 323 to 1015 and encodes 230 amino acids. The record is from RefSeq and is a predicted model, not a curated record. The transcript has 5 exons. Gene Ontology annotation, molecular function: protein binding. NCBI's taxonomy places the organism in Eukaryota, Viridiplantae, Streptophyta, Magnoliopsida, Fabales, Fabaceae. Gene Ontology annotation, biological process: proteasome regulatory particle assembly. Gene Ontology annotation, cellular component: cytoplasm; nucleus.